AUGCAUUCUCGAUUAUUUCACUCGGUCUCUUUCCUCGAGCCUAUGAUUCAAAUGGAAAGUCCCAGCAAGCUAGGUGGACCAAGCUCAGCACUUUGGACCAGCCUCCGACCAGAUGUCUGGCCUUCAGCACAAGAUGCGAAGAAACACAUCCGGACAAAUGGUUUCUGGAGAAGAUGGGACCCAAAAUGCGUGGAUCAAUAUAUUCGAUUUGGACUCCGACCUGUCCCUACCGCUCUUUACCCCAACUCCAAGUUUGGUUCUGAGAUCGUGACAGUCACAACGAAAAAAGCACAAGAAGCUUGGUCGUAUCUCCGCUUGAACGCCACCUCUCGAGAUGGAAACAGCGAAUUAAACAAGGAGCAUUUUCUCAACCCGGAUCUCGCUACAGUCGCGAAAGAAGGCGAUAAUAAUCACCCGGAUUGGGCACUUGUAUGUCCAUGGUGCUGCAUUGCUUUUGAGUAUCUUCUUUAUAUCCGCCCUUCCGUGUACUAUAUCUUUGGAGAAAAGAGCCACAUCAAUCCACCUGAGCGGAGACGGGAUAAACUGGAACGCACAGGGAAGGGUCUGGGAGGGAGCGGCGGUGUUGCAGCUAACCGCGUGAGAUCAGACAUCAUUUCCAAGGGAUCGCACAUGGCUCCACUCGAGAAAAUUAAUGAUACGGCCCGCCUUCUAUCGGGCUGGUUAGAAUCUCAGAUGAAGGCUUAUCAAGCAGAGCAGGAUUUCUGGGCUCAUCACGAGAGCGAUAAGACGGAACAAGGUGGUUUGGCUUUAUCGAAGAAAUGGAUGGCGUGUGUACAGAGCAGCCUGUGGAGACUAAACGGCCCGUCAAGUCGAGGUUAUGAUUGUGUCAGGUGA
Molecule: messenger RNA, 855 nt
Organism: Penicillium malachiteum
Lineage: Eukaryota; Fungi; Ascomycota; Eurotiomycetes; Eurotiales; Aspergillaceae
Exons: 1
Coding region: 1-855 (284 amino acids)
Source: RefSeq, a predicted model, not a curated record